This is a messenger RNA of Peniophora sp. CBMAI 1063, 2511 nucleotides long. Lineage: Eukaryota; Fungi; Basidiomycota; Agaricomycetes; Russulales; Peniophoraceae. The record is from the annotation of a GenBank genome assembly.
AUGGUCUUCACGCUCUCCGCCCAGCUGAGCGUCCACCAGCAGGAUGUACGGGGCGUCGCGUCUCCGCGCGACAACCUCGUCCUCUCCGCCUCGCGCGAUGCCUCGGCCAUUAUCUGGCACAGGGACGCUCCGACGACCUUCAAUCCGCUCGUCGCUCUGACGCCCUCGGAUGCGCCGACGAAAUUCGUCAAUGCAGUCGCGUACUUGCCGCCGAUGGAAGGUGGUCCGCCAGAGGGAUACGUCGUCACCGGCCACCAGGACGGCAUCGUGCGCGUCUGGGCCAUCGAUCCAAACCUGUCGGAGCCGCUGCACGUCUUGACCGGCCAUACCCAAGACGUUUGCUCGCUGCACACACUUCCCGACGGCACCAUCAUCUCUGGAUCCUGGGACAACACCGCAAAAGUAUGGAAGAACUUCUCUCUCGCCUACGAUCUCAAAGGACACGAAGCGUCCGUCUGGGCCGUACUCGCUCUCGGUGGAGUCCAGUUUCUCACCGGCUCUGCUGACAAGCGCAUAAAGUUCUGGCGCGAAGAUCGCUGCACGCGCACGUAUACAGGCCAUAACGGCCCUGUACGUGGUUUGGUACCAUUCUCGGACAUCGGCUUUGCUUCGUGCUCAAAUGACCAGAACAUUCUCCUCUGGACGCACGAAGGCGACAUCAUCUCCACGUUGUCCGGGCACACAAGCUUUGUGUACAGCAUCGCCAUGCUUCCUUCGGGGGACAUCGUCUCCGCCGGCGAAGAUGGCACCGUACGCGUCUGGCGCGAUGGUGAACUCUUCCAGACCAUUGCGCACCCUUGCACGAGCGUAUGGGCUAUCUCCGCCAUGCCUUCGGGCGAUAUCGUCUCAGGCGGCUCGGACGGUAUCGUGCGUGUCUGGUCUGAGGCAUCUGAACGUGCUGCGGCUGCAGAUGAGCUCAAGGCGCUUGACGAUGCGGUCAAGGAGGCCGCUAAGCCUAAAGCUGACCCUAACGACCCGCUGAAGGACAUUGAAACCUUCCCACCGGAGGUUCUCAACACGCCCGGGACAACAGCAGGCGAGAAUAAGAUCAUCGUCGAGCAAGACGGGAGUGGUUGGGCGUAUGAAUGGGACGCGGGCAGCCACCAGUGGAAGAGGCUCGGCUGUAUGCGCGCGCCACCCGGAAAGAAGCUCUUUGGCGGCAAAUUCUACGAUCACGUUUGGGAGGUUGACAUUGCGGAUGGUCAGCCGAAGGUCCAGCUCCCGUACAACAACGGAGAGAACCCGUACGCAGCCGCCCAGCGCUUCAUAGAGCGCAAUAACCUGCCAAUGGUAUACCUGGAUCAGGUCACGAACUACAUCAUACAGCAGGCCGGAGAGGGCGCCGCCGCCGGUAUGGGUGGCGGGGGCGAGUACCAGGAUCCCUUCACCGGCGCGGGUUCAUAUCGCCCUGCAGGCUCUCGACCCGCAGCCGCAGCUUCCAACUACCAGGACCCGUUCACAGGAUCAGGCGCGUACCGGCCCGCACCGGCUCCCGCGGCAAGCGGGGCAAGCAACUAUGCUGACCCUUUCACUGGCGCUGGAGCGUACCGACCUGGCCCUGCCUCGCCUCCUGCACAGUCUUCGUUCGCUGAUCCAUUCACGGGUGGCUCGAGAUACACACCUGCAUCUUCGAAUCCCUCGUCCCCUCCGCCUGUUACACCAGCCCCUGCUAGUAUAUCGCUACCAUAUAAUAAUACGACCCUGUAUCAGUCACACACAAACCCGCAGGCUCUGCACAACCGAUUGCAGGACAUCAAUAAGCGGUUGAAAGACGAGCCGACCACAUCAGGGCUAGCUUUAUACCCAGAAGAGGCUGCACUCAUCGAGCAGCUUGUGCAGCACUUCUCCGCUCGCAAUGGACGACCGGCAAUCGGUUCACAGCAUCUUGAAACCCUCAUCGACCUUUUAGGUCGUUGGCCUCCGGAUGCACUUCUCCCUAUUGUUGAUCUUACUCGCCUCGUUGCUGGUGCAGAGCCGACCAUCGCAAUCGCACAAGCACCUGCAUUGAUCAAAGCGCUCUCAAAGCUGUCUGGUUUCCCGGCCGUCGAGCCGGCACCACGGACUACCAUUGCGAUGCUUGCGCUGCGCACGUUCGCAAAUAUGGCCCCCGGCGCUACACCAGGCGCGGAGUGGGUACUCGAGAUGCUGCAACUGCUUUCGAAGAUCCCGUACGCCCAGCUCAAUAGCCAGCAACGUAUUGCGCUCGCCAGCAUUCUCAGCAACUUGAGUGUCGCUGCACAAACGCGUGCAUUUGGCGAGGAAGUGCUCAACACUCAUGCAGCGGUCAUCAAGAGUGUUCUUCAGACCGAGACGACUGACGCUGAGGUGCAAUACCGCGUGGUCAUGGCGUUAGGCAACAUGCUCUAUGCAAGUCGUGCUCGGACGACGGCGUUGUCUGAUGCCACAUCCCUGCGCGAGCUGGUUAGUGCUGCAGUCAACAGGAUUGCGGCUGCGCGGCCCGAACGUAGGGCUAACGGAGAGUCUGUCCUGAAGCUCAUCGGCAGCGCUUGA